Daphnia pulex (common water flea) is the source of this 2006-nucleotide messenger RNA. RefSeq names its product glycine receptor subunit alpha-2-like. Lineage: Eukaryota; Metazoa; Arthropoda; Branchiopoda; Diplostraca; Daphniidae. Gene Ontology annotation, biological process: nervous system process; chemical synaptic transmission; signal transduction. Gene Ontology annotation, cellular component: synapse; neuron projection; membrane. The record is from RefSeq and is a predicted model, not a curated record. Gene Ontology annotation, molecular function: neurotransmitter receptor activity; chloride channel activity; transmembrane signaling receptor activity. The transcript has 11 exons. Bases 444 to 1640 code for a protein of 398 amino acids.
CUUAAGCGUAGUCUACCUGAGACUCCACAGGAAUGUAUGUUAUACACUGUUACUGUAUAUAACUUUCACUAUCUGUGUAUCUGAAAAUACAAGCUGUUCUCGACACUCUGAGUUUGUGUCUUCCUCCUUGUAACACAACUGUUAUAUUUGGCGACCUUGCCUGCGUGAAGCUGACAUCUUUAACAUUUUUAGCCCGAAUCGAUCAUCAACCUUGAGGCAGCUCUAAUUUCAGACCAGACGGUUAGGCCCUUGGCUUGACAUCGCGGACGCCUUCCUUUAAGCGUCUUCAUUCCCUGUGAUCACAAAAACAGUGGACAACCUCCCCCCCCCACGCAAAGCACCGUCUCUUCUAGAAGGGGAAUUGACUUCCGGUCGGAACAGCUGCCGCCAGCGCCCCACUUGGACCUACCUGCCUACAUUUGUCGGCAACCUGUUUUUUUCCGAUGGCUCAGAUCGUCGCCCUCGUCAUUUCAAGCUUGAUUGGUUGUGGGAUCAUAGUCAAUGCGAUGGAGUUAUCCGAUAUUCUGCCUGGUCGAUUCAUUUAUGACAAAAUGAGCCCACCCAUACUGGAAGGUCAGCCAGCGAAGGUGUUCAAUCACUUGACAGUCAUGGGCCUUGAUUCUAUUGACGAGAAAUCAAUGACUUACAUGGCUGAUGUCUUUUACGUCCAGUCAUGGCGGGAUCACCGUCUCAGCCUUCCGGAAAAUAUGACUUCUGAAUACAGACUAUUGGACGUUGAAUGGUUGAAGAGCAUUUGGCGCCCAGACUCAUAUUUCAAGAAUGCCAAACAAGUCACAUUCCAGACAAUGACCAUUCCAAACCACUAUCUAUGGCUCUACAGAGACAAAAAAAUCCUCUAUGUCGCCAAGCUGACCUUGACUCUGUCGUGCUCCAUGAAUUUCGCCCUCUACCCACAUGACUCUCAAGAGUGCAAGAUUCAGAUUGAAAGCUUAUCUCACACUACUGGCGACUUGGUUUUCCUGUGGGAAGAUGACAUGCCCCUUGAUGUUUGGAAGAAUAUAGAAUUACCGCAGUGGCAGUUGGAAGGAAACUACAAAAACGAUUGCACACAAGUUUAUGCUACAGGAAACUUUACUUGUCUGGAGGUGGUCUUUGUACUAAAGCGACGACUGGGUGACUACAUGUUCCACAUUUACAUCCCGACUUGCUUAGUUGUUGUAAUGUCUUGGGUAUCGUUUUGGAUUAAACCUGAAGUAGCUCCUGCUCGAGUCACAUUGAUCGUCAUGUCACUUUUGAUUCUGUCAACGCAACAUACUAAAUCUCAAGCAGCAUUACCACCCGUCUCUUAUCUCAAGGCGAUAGACGCUUUUAUUUCAACAUGCACAAUAUUCGUGUUCAUGGCGUUGAUGGAGUAUUGUCUGGUGAACAUCAUCUUGGGCGAUUCAGACACACCAAAGAUUGCUAAUAAGUCUCCUAAGCCUGAAAAAAUUUUCGACCUUGCUUCAAAGGAAAACGUUCCCAUGUUGAUGGGGCAACCGCCAAACCCACCAGGACCAACACCAGCUCAGCGCGCGCGAAUGAGGGCUAUUCAAGUCGACCGAUUUUCUCGAUUCUUUUUCCCAUUUCUGUUUACUGUGCUUAAUGUUUCUUAUUGGGUCGUUUUCACUUUUUAUCUUUAAAUUCUAUUCGUGAAAGAAACGUCAUUGAAGCCAAGUAGCUUUAAUGCCAUCAAGUUUAGUAACCUUUAUUUGUUUAGGUUUAUAUUCGUUCACCAGUUUUUAUUUUUCACGAAUUUGAUUCUCCGAUAUCAUUAAACUACUCAAUUGUAUAACAUGUUGGUCCACUAUCUAAUCCAGCCUUUAAUAAUCUUUAGUUCUUCCCCAAAUUAUGAUGCUUCAAAAUAAAAAAAAAACGUUAGGGCAGUUUAUUUCAGAACUUAGUCAUAAGUCAUUUAUUGUAUUUUCCCGAAUCGUAAGACUAAUAUUAGACCUCAUGUAUGUCAUCUUCGCUUAAUAACUCAUCGUAAAAAAUUUAUAUAAAAUUUG